Messenger RNA from Oppia nitens, 1965 nucleotides. It is a transcript of the gene BBS1, whose product is annotated as Bardet-Biedl syndrome 1 protein homolog. NCBI's taxonomy places the organism in Eukaryota, Metazoa, Arthropoda, Arachnida, Sarcoptiformes, Oppiidae. Gene Ontology annotation, cellular component: axoneme; centrosome; BBSome. The coding region runs from base 51 to 1922 and encodes 623 amino acids. Gene Ontology annotation, biological process: protein localization to cilium; non-motile cilium assembly. Gene Ontology annotation, molecular function: patched binding; smoothened binding. The transcript has 7 exons. The record is from RefSeq and is a predicted model, not a curated record.
CCAACAAUGAUGAUCAUCACCAAUAUGUUGGAAAUAAUGAUAAAUCAUCAAUGACCUCCGCGUCGACAAUCAACGCACUGACCACUAAAUCAUUGUCUAAUGAAACAAUCAAUUCAUCAUUUUCGACAACAAUGGCCUCAAACAAAUGGCUUCUGGCCAAUAGUGACCCGUCGGCCAACUUGUAUACCAUACCCGGUUGUAUAGCUCUGGCCGAUAUGAUGGGCGACGGUGACUAUAAGCUAUUGAUUGCCGAUUUAGGUUUUAGCGGUCUUAACGGCGGUGGUGGUGGCGGCAGCGGUAAACCUAAGCUCCGGGUCUAUCGGGGAACAACAUUGCACACCGAAAGUACACUCGUAGACAUACCAUCCGGUAUUGCCGUAUUCUAUACUGAAGGCCAGGAUCCACAAUCACCGGCCAUUGCCGUAGCUUCCGGUUCCUAUCUAUAUGUCUAUAAAAAUAUGAAACCUUUCUACAAGUUUUGUUUGCCCACCCAUGAGGUAAACCCAACCGAAAUGGAUGCCUGGCUUCAGGCUAAAGACCAGAAGAUUGACGCCCAGACACUCAAAGAUCUACUAAACAAUAUACGUCUGGAAACUGGCGAUACAGGUCUGACAUCCCGUUCUCAGGCAUUGAUUUCGAUGACCACUGACGACUCUGAACAGAUGGACCAGUUUGUCCAACUAUACAGAGAUCAGAUGAUUCAUUUGAAAAGGCAAACAGUAAUCACUUGUUUGUCGACAAUCAAGAAGACAGUUAACGACGAAAAUGCGGUCAGUUGUCUGAUAAUUGGUACCGAAAAUCGGGAUAUCUAUAUACUAGAGCCGGACGCGUUCACCAUUUUGGUGUCGGCAACUCUACCGAGUGCACCGGUAUUUAUUGAAUCCAAUGGCCUGUUUGAUGUGGAAUUUCGGCUACUGGUGUCCUGUCGUGAUGCACACAUCUAUACCAUAAAACGUGGCUACAAAUCUGGCCGACUGUGUGUCCAACUAAGCUCACAGCCGGUAGGUUUGGUCAAAAUGAACAAUAACAUAGUGGUGGCCACUAUGAACAAAACGUUAAGCACAUUUACAACUAAAGGCAACUGUUUGUGGAGCUGUGAACAGCCGGCAAUGAUUACGGCCAUAGAGGCCAUCGAUGUCGAGCGCCAGAGUCUGCGGCUGAUUGCCGUAGCACUUGACUGCAAACAAGUACACAUCUAUCAGGACCGACACAAAGUCGAUAUACUGGACACCGACGACACCAUAGUGGCCAUGAAAUAUGGCCGUUUCGGUCGCGAAGAUAGUACACUGGUAAUGGUUGGCCGUGCAGGCAGUUUGACCAUUAAAAUCUUGAAACGUACGGCCAAGUUUACGUUCAAAGAGUUUAUUGAGGCACCUGGUGGUGGUGGCCAGGGAGGUGGCUAUAAUUCCAAGCUUAGUAUACCAAAAAAAACUAAACUGUUUGUCGAUCAAACAAUGAGGGAAAGGGAACAGUCUAUUGCUAUUCACCGGACAUUUCAACACGACUUAUAUCGGCUUAAGCUGAUGGCCGCCCGUUCCUAUGUGAAGGCCAUCUCUACCAGUCUUAAUCCUAUGUCAUCAAACGCUAUCGAUCCGCUUAAACUGUCGGCACAGGUUCACGGUUUGGGUCCCAUAUUUAGGCUAAUACUUGAACUACAAAAUACAUCGGCAGACACGCCAUCAAUAAAUUUAUUAAUGACUUUUCAAUGCGAUCUACGAAUCUAUUCAUUAGACCGAUCGGUAAUUAGGGUACCAUUUCUGGCUCCGGGCAUAAUAUAUCCGUUUGCCACUCGGGUCGAGUGUGUUAGCAAAAUGAAUAUUUCCGAUAUUAUUAAAGUGCUUGUGGUCAGGGAUGACGAAAUAGUGCCCUUAAUAACAGCUGUGAUUAAUAUGCCGGCCAGUGAGGCACCAAUUGAUUCAUAAUUUUAAAAAAAAUUGUUAUUUUAAUUAUAAUUAGUUAUAAAUA